AUGUAUAUUUGUAUGUAUAAAAUAUUUUAUUUUAUAUGUAGUAAAAAUGGAAAAUAUAAAAGGGAAAAAGAAUAUGCGUUAAAUAAAAUUUCAAAAAUUAACAAGGAAAAAUAUAAAAAUGAGGGGAAAAAAAAAGAUGAAAAGAAAAAAAUUGACGAUGGAAAAUAUAUAAAUGAUGGAAAAUAUGUAAAUGAUGGAAAAUAUAUAAAUGAUGAUAAAUACAUAAAUGAUGAUGAUAAAUAUACAAAUGAUGAUGACAAAUAUAUAAAUGAUGAUGAUAAAUAUACAAAUGAUGAUGAUAAAUAUACAAAUGAUGAUGAUAAAUUUAUACAUGAUGAUGAUAAAUAUACAAAUGAUGAAAAUAUAAAAAAGGAUAACGUACAUAUAGAUAUGUCUAACAUUGAUAACCAGAGUUAUAAUAAGAAAAAGAAAAAAAAUGACGAUGCUGACAAAAUAAACAAUAUAGAUAACAAUGUUGAUAAAAGAGAUAAUGAUAUUUCUGACUUUUAUGAUAAAAGAAAGGAAGAUGAUAAUGGAUAUGAUGAUUGUAAUAAUACACAUGAAAGUAUUAAUAAUACAUUUGAGUGUAAUGGAAAAAAAUGUAACUAUAUAGAGAAGCAAAGAGAUAAAACAAAAAAAUAUGAUAUUAUAAAUAUGAAAUGUGAUAAUAAAAGUAGUAAUAUGAAAAAUUCAAUGAAGAAUAAAAUGAAUACACAAACAAAUAAUAAUAACAAAGACAUGUUAAAUAAUCAAAUAAGAAUGUGUUCAAAAAAUUUAAAUAAUAAUUAUAUAUAUAAUAAUAAUAAUAAUAAUAAUAAUAGUAAUAAUAAUAUUAGUACCAGUAGUAGUAGUAAUUAUUAUUAUAAUUAUUAUAAUAAUACAAAUAUGUAUAAUGAAUUAAGCAUGGGUCAUCAUAAUGAAAAAAAUAAUUUCCUUGAAAUAUUAGACAAUGAAUUAAAAAAAAAUUGUAAUACUUAUAAUAUAGGUAAUAAUAAUAUGAAUUGUAAUUAUAAAGGAAAUUAUAAUUAUUUUAUAAAUAAAGAUUUAUUAAAUAAUAAUAUGACAUAUAUAUAUAAUUAUCCUAUGAUAAAUACAUUAAGCUAUAAUAAAGAUAAUAAUUAUUGCACAUAUAUCGAUGAAAUUAAUAGAAUAAAUGAAUGUACAUAUAAUAACACACAACCAAAUAUAAAUAAUAAUACAACUUAUGCUCCUAAUUAUAAUGAUAAUUCAAAUAUAUUAUAUAAUCAUGAAUCAUAUAUUAUGUCUCCUUAUGAUUAUUAUAAUUAUUAUUGUUCUGGUCUUAUUCCUACAUAUCCGAUAUUUAAUUAUAGAAAUGUUAUAAAUAGUAAUCAUAAUAAUAAUAAUAAUAUAAAUAAUAACAAUAAUAAUAAUAAUAAUAAUAAUACCUAUUAUAAUCAUAUCAUUCCGAAUAACACUAAUAAUAAUUCUAUUGAUACUUACAAUGAAAAUAAUAACAAUCAUAAAUUAUUUUAUAAUUAUAAUAAAUAUAAUAUGUAUACGCCAAAAAUAUAUUAUCAUGAUAAUAUUCAUAAUCUAUAUCCUAUUGAUAAUAUUCCACCCAAUUAUAAUUCAACGGAAAAUAAAAUAUCAGCUUGUAACACUAUAAUUCCUUCGACUGCAACUAUCAACAAUAAUAAUAAUAUCAAUAAUAAUAAUAAUAAUAUCAAUAAUAAUGGCAAUAAUAAUAGCAAUAAUAACAAUAAUAAUAACAAUAAUAAUAAUAGUAUUCUUUCAAAAAAUAUAUUUCCAUAUAAUGCAAACGAUAUAAAUAACUUCAUAAAUCUCAACAGUGAUAAUAUAAAUAAUAAUUCUCAUAUGAGUCCCAAUAAUAAUACACAAAUUUUCAAUUAUUUUAAUUAUGUAUCCAAUAGCAAUUUUAAUAUUCAAAGAUAUUUAUCAAACAAUAAUAAUAAUAAUUUAAAUAAUACUACAGAUUAUCAACAAAAUAUUUCUUACUAUAAUACAUAUAAUUCAAAUUGUUAUUCAUCAGCAUCAAAAACAUAUUAUUGUAAUCAAUAUUUGAAUGAAUAUCCUUUAUUUCCUGUCUCUUCUAUUGACUUAUAUAACACUGACAACAUGAACUAUAGCUCCAAUCAGUUGUAUUACUAUCACGGGAAUGAUAACAUGAACAACGAAGAAUUAAAAAAAAAUGCGGAACAAGAAAAUGCUCAUAACAAUAUAAAUAUGAACAAGCGAGGAGUACAAAACAAAAAAACAAACUACAACAAGGAAAAUUAUUUAUCUCCAAUAGCUUUUACUGGAAAUAUUUGCAAAAUUGCUAAGGAUCAAACGGGUUGUAGGAUUUUACAAAGGAUACUAGAAAAAAAGAACCCAAAACAUAUUGAAGAAAUAUAUAACGAAGCACUUGAACAUAUAAUUGAAUUGAUGGUAGAUCCAUUUGGAAAUUAUUUAUGUCAAAAAUUAAUGGAAGUAUGUACAUCUGAACAAAUAGAAAAAAUAAUUGAUAAAUCGUCAGACCAAUUAAUAAAUGCUUCCAUAAGUGUUCAUGGUACUAGGACAGUUCAGAAGCUUAUAGAAAUGAUUAAAACACCUUCUCAAAUUAAAAAAACAACAAAGGCUCUAAAAAAUUCAAUAAUUACUUUGAUUAAAGAUAUCAAUGGAAACCAUGUGGUUCAGAAAUGUUUAAUCACCUUAACAAGUCACCAGUGCGACUUUAUAUACGAAGCUAUUUUAAAUAACUGUGUUGAAGUUUCCACUCACAGACACGGAUGUUGUGUGAUUCAGAGAUGCAUAGACUCUGCAAACGAUGCACAAAAGGAACUGUUCAUACGAAAUAUUUCUAACAAUGCCCUUGAUUUAGUACAAGAUGCAUUCGGAAAUUAUGUUGUACAAUAUAUUCUUAAUUUAGGAAAUGAGAAAGUAAAUUUAGAAAUAGCCAAUAAGCUAUUACCAAAUAUUGAGGAACUAGCUGUUCAGAAAUUUUCAUCUAAUGUUGUAGAGAAAUGUCUAAUAAUAGGGAACAACAAAUGUAGGAAACUUAUAAUAAAUGAAAUAUUGAAAAAAGAUAAAGAUAUAUUAAAACAAAUAAUUUUAGAUCCAUUUGGAAAUUAUGUUAUUCAAAGAGCAUUAUCAGUUGCUUCAGAACCUGAAUUAACAAAAUUAGUUGAAGGAAUCAAACCAUAUAUAAAAGAAUUACGUAAUAUAUCAUCUGGAAAAAGAAUUGCAUGGAAACUAGCCAAAAAACAUCCUUUACUUAAUGCUGAUAUCAAUAAUCAAUAUUUUUCAAAUGAUAAUUCAGAUAAUCUUUCUUCACAAAAUCAUGAUAUUUCUUCUACUAAUAAUUCAGUUAAUAUUCCUACUAACAAUUCAGAUAUUUUCAAAAAUGAUAAAAAAAAAAAUAAUGAUGAAAAUAUCCUAAAAAAGAAUUACAAUAAUAAUAAUAAUGUUAAAACAUUUAAUAAUAACAAAAAUUUUAAUGCCAAAAAUUUUAAUAAUAAUACAAAUGGAAACAUAAAAAAUUUUAAUAAUGAUAAUAUGAAAUCUUAUAAUUAUGAACAUAUGAGAAAUUGUAAUUUUGAUCCAAUCAGGAAUUAUAACAAUGAAUAUGUAAAAAAUUAUAACAAUGAAUAUAUCAAAAAUUAUAACAAUGAAUAUAUCAAAAAUUAUAACAAUGAAUAUAUCAAAAAUUAUAACAAUGAAUAUAUGAAAAAUUUUAACAAUGAUUGUGCCAAAAAUUAUAACAGUGAUUGUACCAAAAAUUUUAACAAUGAAUAUGUCAAAAAUUUUAACAAUGAAUAUGUCAAAAAUUUUAACAAUGAAUAUGUCAAAAAUUUUAACAACGAAUAUGUCAAAAAUUAUCAUCAUAAUAAUAUAAAAAAUCAUAUUAAUUGUUCUAAUAAUACUUAUGCAAAUAAUUCCAAAACAUACAAAAAAAAUACACAACAAAAAAAAAACUUGCAAUCUUCAAAUGACCUCUGUAAUGUUGUUUCAUAUAGUGAUCAUUUCCCACACAAUAGUGCACAUAAAAAAAAUAACUUUCAAGAAAAAAUAUCAAAUGUAGAUAACAAAAGAAAUGAUGAUUCCUCUAUGAAUAAUAACACCUUUUGUUAUAAACAAGGUUAUAUGACAGAUGAGACAAUGAACACACAGUAUGAAACCAGAAAUAAUGCUAAAAUGGAUGACAUCAGUAAUAUCACAAAAAAUGAAAGAGAGAAUUUAAACAGGAUUUAUUCUAAUCAAGAAGACAAACAAAACAAGAAAGAUGAUAUUUACUACACCCAUAAGAGGAAUGAUGAAAGCAAUAUUUAUGAAAAUCAAAGAAAUUUUAACAAAAAUAAUUUUAAAUAUGUGAUAGGUCAUAAUAUGAACAGAGAUGAUAAUAAUGUUCUUGUAGGUAAUAAAAGUAAAACUGAUGGGGAAAAUAAUGUAAGAAUGGAUAUAAAUGAAAGGAGUGAAGAAAAAAAUGAAAGGAAUGAAGAAAAAAAUAAAAAUGUACAGGAAAAAAAUGAAAAUGUACAGGAAAAAAAUGAAAAUGUACAGGGAAAAAAUGAAAAUGUACAGGAAAAAAAUGAAAAUGUACAGGAAAAAAAUGAAAAUGUACAGGUAAAAAAUGAAAAUGUUCAGGAAAAAAAUGAAAAUGUUCAGGAAAAAAAUGAAAAUAUUCAGAGAAAAAAAAACAAUGUUCAGGAAAAAAAAGAAUACGUAAAUGAGAAAAAGGAAUGCAUAGAUGAUGAAGAACAAAAAGAACUCUUCAACAACAAUGAAAACAACAAAAACGAUAAUAAAUGUAACAACAAUGUGAUUAAAAAAAGCAGUGUUCAUUUAGAUAAUGAAAAAUGUCAUUACGAAAAUAAUAUAAAUACAGAAAGUGGACAUAUUAGGAGCAAAUCAAAUCAUAAUAUGAUAAAUAAUAAUAGUUAUGAUAACAAAAUGAUAGAAAAACAGAACAAUGAAAAUUCCAAUAAGUAUAUAAUACAAAAUGUUCCUAAUACUAAUAAUAGAAUGUUUCAUAAAAAAAAUGAUGAAAAUAAAGAUGGUAGCAAAAAUAAACAUAUGGACAAUAAGAAUAAUAAAGUAUAUAAUAAUAAUUUUAAUAAAAAUGAAUAUAAAAGAAUACAAAACAAUCAAAUGAAUAUGAAUCAAAGUUAUAAUUUUUCUCAGAAUAAAAACUAUGUCUACAAUAAUAGUUAUAAUAAUUAUAAUGAAAAUUAUGUCAACUUUUAUCCCAUGAGAAAUAAUAAUCAAGAAUUUAAUUCAAAUAUAUGUUCAAGUAAUAAGAAUAAUCCUAAAUUGACAUAUAUGUCAAAUAAUAAAAAUAAUGGAGAUAAUUAUAUGAGGAAAAACCCAAAAAAAAUUACAAAAAAAUAUAGUAAUGAGUCCAAAUUAAUAUGA
This is a messenger RNA of Plasmodium adleri (nom. inval.), 5373 nucleotides long. Its product is annotated as mRNA-binding protein PUF1. The record is from RefSeq and is a predicted model, not a curated record. The transcript is spliced from 6 exons. Lineage: Eukaryota; Apicomplexa; Aconoidasida; Haemosporida; Plasmodiidae. Gene Ontology annotation, biological process: post-transcriptional regulation of gene expression. The coding region runs from base 1 to 5373 and encodes 1790 amino acids. Gene Ontology annotation, molecular function: mRNA binding. Gene Ontology annotation, cellular component: cytoplasm.